Linum trigynum is the source of this 942-nucleotide messenger RNA. Lineage: Eukaryota; Viridiplantae; Streptophyta; Magnoliopsida; Malpighiales; Linaceae. The record is from the annotation of a GenBank genome assembly.
GACCAUUUUUUAUGGCCGUCAAAAUACGAUCGUUGCAAUAUGACCAUUGUUUCGUCACUACAUCAAUUAUUUCACAUUUAAAUUUAAUAGAUACACCAACAACCAAUCACAAGCUGGAUUUCUAUUUGACGCCCUAAGAAUUUAAAUUGAUCGCCCUAAUCUGUACUGCACAGACUAUUUUGCCCAUUAACAAAAAUACCUAACAAAAAUUAACCUGCCCAAAAUUGACGUGGUCGAUCCCCUUUCCCCAUCUUUCUCCCUUGGCCAAAAUCCACCGCCGCCCUGAUUUGCCGACCGGGCUGCUCUUGACUAAGCCCACCGACCAACCUCUAAUUCUGAUUUGUCGGCGCCCACCUAGCAAACCGAGGCGAGAAGAACGAAGGCCAUGGCGAGAAGGAAGAAUGACGGUUGCCGUCGACCUCCCGCCUACCUCUGCUACACUACCUGCUUUGUCGCUGCCCAGCUCCGUCGAAAAAAGGAAAUAGAAGAGAAUAGCCGCCGUAAUUUUUUUGAUGGGUAUUACUCGUAUGGCGGGUUGAAAUCCGGUCUCCGGCGUGGUUGGGACGAGUUCAAGACCUGUCCCGACACCACCGGCUACGAGAUUUCAACCCGUCUGACGGGCAGGACAAUGGGACAAGACACGACGUUCGGUGAAGGGUAGGAGCGGGUAGAGAGCACGUCCGGCGGAGGAGUAGCAACAGCGGUGGGGAGCAGAGUCUUCGGCAACGGUUGGGCAAUGGAUUUGCAGGGAGCACCGGCUGUGGGUUUGCAGAUGGUGGCGGUUGCCGGUCGGGGGUGAUGGAGGACGACCCGUUUUACUGGCAAGGCCUCCACAAUCUUCAUAUUCAAAAUCGGUCACCUCCUCGAUUUAGCGAAGGUAAGAUGGCAGGGGCAGUAGGGUCAUUUCUCGUGAGGUUAGGGCGAUAAAUUUAAAUUAUUAGG